AUGGUCCUAGACAAGAAAAACAUGCAGAAAGAUAAUGGCGGAAGGACUUUUGAAGACAAGUUACUCUCGUUACAAACAUCAAACUUUCUCGAUAGAAUGGUCUUCAACUUCAUACAGGAGAUCUCGAUCAUCGGGUUCCGAUACUGUUUCGAUAAGAACCGAUCCAAAAUGCGCAGACUGAUGUGGAGCAUGUUGAUCCUGCUCGCUAUUGGCCUGGCUGGAUAUCAGAUCUGUGAUAGGAUUGCCCUCUACACAAGUUACUCGACAACAUCUGACAUAAACAUGAUCAAUGCAAAUACUCUGGACUUUCCACAAGUGACAAUCUGCAACGAAAAUGCCGCCAGGAUGAGUGUGGCCAAAAAAUACGGUAUGUUCCAUCGUGGGUCAUUCUGGGUCACAGCUGAUUAUAACUUCACCGUGACAAGGGCUGGCUCAUUCUACGGGCUAACCCUUGCCCUCUUUGCCAACCAACUUGAUUACCUGGGCACGACAUCCCCCUCUGCUGGCUUCAGGCUCCUGUUACACGAUCCAGCUGAAUUUCCUUUGAUGCAAGAAUCGGCCAUCAAGUUAUCACCAGGGUUCAUUACAUCCGUCUCGGUUGCUUACAGUACGACGAAGAGACAACCUCCCCCGUACGGUAUCUGCCUGGACAGGCCCAACUACCACCAGACAGAUUGCAUCAUGAAGUGUGAGGCCCAGUACGUCUACGAGAAGUGCGGAUGCAAGUUCUUCUACGAGAAAGAUCUAGUGGCUCCGAUAUGCGAUUUCGUUGAAUUGUACAAGUGUGCGCAGACUGCACUCUUCAAGUUCAACAACGAUCUGACGAUGAAGGGAGCCAGGAGUUGCAACUGCCCACCGCAGUGCGUCAGCAACACCUACCAGCUGACCGUCUCCCAGGACAUCUUCUCCAACAGGUUCGCCACUCUGGCUAGUAACUUCACGGCUGUUAAUAACGUUAGCCUGCCGGUCACGCUCAGCAAGCAAGUCAUCAUGGAAAAUUAUGUCGCCGUCCAGGUCUACUAUUCGACUAUGCAAUACUUUUCAAUAACAACAAACCCUGGCUACUCCUUUAUGGGCCUGCUAAGUGACAUUGGAGGGGCCCUGGGUCUCCUUCUUGGAGCAACCAUCCUCACUUUCGUCGAAAUUGCCGAAUUUGUUUGGGAGCUGGCCUGGUUCUGGUACAUCACUAGGUUUGCCAAAGAUGACACGAAGGAGAACAAAGUGAUCGUAGUGCACAAAACCAAACAGACGAAGAUUAUCCCAUUCUUUGCGGAUUAA
Molecule: messenger RNA, 1278 nt
Organism: Helobdella robusta
Lineage: Eukaryota; Metazoa; Annelida; Clitellata; Rhynchobdellida; Glossiphoniidae
Exons: 7
Coding region: 1-1278 (425 amino acids)
Biological process (GO): sodium ion transmembrane transport
Cellular component (GO): membrane
Molecular function (GO): ligand-gated sodium channel activity
Source: RefSeq, a predicted model, not a curated record